Messenger RNA from Camellia sinensis, 918 nucleotides. RefSeq lists its product as uncharacterized. Lineage: Eukaryota; Viridiplantae; Streptophyta; Magnoliopsida; Ericales; Theaceae. Gene Ontology annotation, cellular component: membrane; EMC complex; endoplasmic reticulum. Gene Ontology annotation, biological process: protein folding in endoplasmic reticulum; autophagosome assembly. The record is from RefSeq and is a predicted model, not a curated record.
GAUUCGAUGUUGAAUCUGAAGCGGGCUGUACCCGUUUUAACAUCGAACCAGAUAGAGAUAUAAGCAAAGCAGUCAGGAGGGUCUUCCAGUGUCUGUGCAGUCCUGAAUCGAUUUUGUGAAAAGGGGCUUCGAUUCUUCUAUAUCUCAUCCCACUGGUUCUUGAAUAGAAUUACAGAAAGAAGAAGCUAUGGCAGGACAUGAUGAUUCAGUUUCAUCUGAGAAGAAAUCAAGUGAGGCUGUGAAUGAUAUCCCAACCUUCAAUGCUGAGAAUAUGCAGAACAACAUGAAAGCUGUCUAUUACAGCCGAACAUUUAUGUCUAUUAUGGGUGGAGUCAUUGCUGGAAUUUUGGGAUUUACUGGCUUGAAUGGAUUUAUCUUUUAUUUUCUUGUCAUGGCAAUUACUUCAGUAGGACUCAUAGCAAAGGCAGGGUUUUCCAUCCAUUCAUAUUUUGAUUCCUGGAACCAGAUUAUACUUGAUGGCAUUUUGGGCGGGCUUAUGUCUUUCGUGCUGUUCUGGACAUUUGCUUAUGACAUUGUGCAUAUAUUCUGAGGGCAUAUCUGCUACAACCUACAUGGAAUGGAGGAGAAGAUCAUGCUGUCACUGCUAGCUGCUAUCAUAGACUUCAAUAACUUGCUAUCCUGUGGCUUUGCGAGGAGGAGAUGAGAAGACACAUUUUCAGCUUUUGACAUCUUGUACUCUUGUUAAACCAUUUGAGUGUGCGCCUUUUGUGUACUCGAGUUUAAUUAAAAGUAAUUGUUUGGCUUGAUAGAAAUUGUUAGAAGUUUAGAUUUUUGUUAACUUGGGAAAUCCAACUCCCUGCUUGUCAACUAUUUUGUGUUACAUUGGCAUAUGGACACAAAUAUUUGUGUCAAUGAUAUCCUAACAGUGAAAUUUUGGUAUUUAUUCAUGCUUCCUCA